Messenger RNA from Protopolystoma xenopodis, 900 nucleotides. Lineage: Eukaryota; Metazoa; Platyhelminthes; Monogenea; Polystomatidea; Polystomatidae. The record is from the annotation of a GenBank genome assembly.
AUGCCACGACUCCGAGGGGAUAAUCAGUCGACGACAACAAAAGAUGCGUAUCCACCGAAACUAUGGUCACCAGUUCAAAUAAGUGAACUUAAAGAUAUACCAUUCAAAAGCCAGAGAUACUCUGGUCGAGGUCAGCAUCACCAGCAGCGGUAUCUGACCAAUUAUGAACAAUUAGAGGCAAAAGGACAAAAUAUGAGAGGAGUUCAGACAAAACAGGUCGCAUUGCAACCACGAUUUCUUACACCUAAACAAAUAUGCCAUCAACAGCCUAGUGAAGAUUGCGAUAACGGAAAUUUGAGAGUUCAAGGGAAUUCUGGUACAGAGUCAAAAACUUCAUCAAUUUUCCCGGCCUAUAUAAACUCAAACCUUACUUCCGCCGCCACCAAUACCAUGAAUGCGGACAGUAGCAAUAUAAGUGAAUCAUUCUCCUCUUCCUCCUCCUCUUCGCAUAUCACUUCAGCUUCCUCUUCGCCAUGCAUGGACGCCUUAUUUGUAGGGCUGAAAGACUCCUUGGCAGCUUCCUCCCAAGCUAACCUCCUUCACUACGCAUUCUACCUGCCCGGCAACGAAGCAACUAGCAAUAGUUCAAGUUUGCUUCGUAGAAAUCAAAGCUACUGCAACUAUACGGAUUUCCAGAACAAGGCAAACAAUGCCUCGGCGAUGGAGUCAUUGAGUUUAUCUUCUCCACCUUCCGCUCAGUUUUCCACGAGGAUAGGCCAGCCGACCAGUGCAUGCGAAUGUCAUAGUGAUGAGAAGAAGCGACUUCUUUCGACCAACGAACCCAAGGAAACAGCGAUGGACUUCUGCACGAACGCCUCGCAGAUGGUACCUUUAAUGUGCCUAAACAACCAGGCACCAAUUACUCCCAGAACGUUCAUCCACUCGGCUCUCAUCGCCUAA